Molecule: messenger RNA, 463 nt
Organism: Fomitopsis serialis
Lineage: Eukaryota; Fungi; Basidiomycota; Agaricomycetes; Polyporales; Fomitopsidaceae
Product: replication factor A protein 3
Exons: 4
Coding region: 39-359 (106 amino acids)
Biological process (GO): mismatch repair; nucleotide-excision repair; DNA replication
Cellular component (GO): site of double-strand break; nucleus; DNA replication factor A complex
Molecular function (GO): damaged DNA binding; single-stranded DNA binding
Source: RefSeq, a predicted model, not a curated record
CUCCUUUCCUCGACCCGCUGCCGUCUCCUUCUCUAGCAAUGGCCGAACACAUCUCACCUCGCGUAAAUGCGACUCGCCUCGCAGAAUACAUUGGGCGAACCGUUCGCCUCACAUGCAAGGUAGUCAGGUCUCAGAGCGACGUGGCUAUCGUCCAGGCGCCAGAUGGUGGAGAAGUUUCUGUGCGACUGACGAAGGGUGCCGACAUCACCGCUCCCUUCAUUGAGGUCAUCGGCGCAGUCGUCGAUGCCGGGACGGUCAGAAUGCUUGCUUGUAUCAAUCUCGGUGACGACCUGGAUAUGGACCUCGUGAAUGAUGUUGUAGAGGUGUGGCACGAUCCACGUUUCGCCAAGAUGGUAUAAAAUGUAUGGAACAAAGGGCGCCACGGUUCAUUGCUGUAUUUGUAUGUGCUGUAUUAUUAUUUGCUCCACAGACUUCAUCCUUGAAACUACGGCGUUGAAAGGUG